AUGUCGACUUCGCGCAAGCGCCCUCGCGCCGAGGUCGAGGAGAACAAGGCCGAGUGCCCCUUCAGCAUCACCUACGCCGAACCCGACAUCAAGGCACAGAAGAAAUCCAAGAAGAGGAGGAAACCGGAGCAAGAGGAGGAGGAUGGGAAGAAGAGCUCUAAGCAGCUCUCUCCCUUCUCCCCUUCCGGCGACUUCAACGGCAAGAGCGCUAAUGAUGUUCUGGACUUGGAAUACCACGUGCAUCCACAGAAGAAGUGGUUGGAGAUGACACGAUACAAUAGCUUCGUCCUCCAGCGCCAAAAGGCCGCAGCGGAAGGCUCGACAGAUGCCAACGAGCCCGAGAAGGUCCUGAAGCGGUCCAAGUCCGAGGACGACUGGGUAGCGCGCAUUCUGGAGAUCCGCGCUAGUGAUGAACACCACGUCUAUGCGCGCAUAUACUGGAUGUACUGGCCGGAGGAGCUGCCGGAGGGCACGAUGGAAGGAAAGAGAUACACGGGAGGUCGUCAGCCGUAUCACGGCCAUAACGAGCUGAUUGCUUCUAACCAUAUGGACAUUAUCAACGUCGUCAGUGUGACAUUGCCCGCCACCGUCAAGCAAUGGAUUGAAGAGAACGACGAUGAGAUCCAGGAGGCCCUCUAUUGGCGCCAGGCCUUCGACUGUCGCACCCAGCAGCUCUCGCCCGCCAACCCGGACAAGACCCUCGUCGGGUGCUCCAACAAGGAAUGCGGAAAGUGGCUACACGAGCACUGUCUUCGAGAAGAAACCCUGAUGCGAACAUAUGAGCGACUUGGCAAGGACAAGCCCCACUUCACCGCGAAACCCCCGACAGACGGAACAGCGUCGGUCGCUGAAAGCGAAAAGGUCAAAGAAGAAAACCCGCUCGAUGACGGUGUAAACGAACCCCUCAGCCCUACCGAGAGCGGCGCCGAUGUGAAGCAAACAAUCGAUGCCAAGCCGAGCGAUGCGCUGGAAGAGACCAAUGGGCAGUCAGUAACCGAGGGAACGCCUGCCGUUGUCGAUGAGCGCGUUUCGCAACCACCCACUACUCCUGCGACACCAACCAUACCCGAGGUAUCGGCAGCGGCGUCGUCGCGCAAGGCCAGAUCUAUCAAGAAGAAGCCGUCCUCUUUCGACGCAAAGCCGUGGGAAGGCUUGUUUGAGGCGAGGAUCUUGAUGGAUAUGACCCCUUCGACGAUCGAAAUUAGGGACCUUCGUGAGAACGUCACCGAAGGCGAGAAGGUGUGGACUGAGCCGCUGCUCUGCGUUGUUUGCGGAGUGGGAAUCAGCUAA
Colletotrichum fioriniae is the source of this 1290-nucleotide messenger RNA. The record is from RefSeq and is a predicted model, not a curated record. Lineage: Eukaryota; Fungi; Ascomycota; Sordariomycetes; Glomerellales; Glomerellaceae.